Penicillium alfredii is the source of this 291-nucleotide messenger RNA. RefSeq lists its product as uncharacterized. The transcript has a single exon. The record is from RefSeq and is a predicted model, not a curated record. The coding region runs from base 1 to 291 and encodes 96 amino acids. NCBI's taxonomy places the organism in Eukaryota, Fungi, Ascomycota, Eurotiomycetes, Eurotiales, Aspergillaceae.
AUGCUGGAUUACUUGGUCGACCACCCCGGCGGUAAAACCUUGGAGGGUCUGCGGUGCAUUGCCAUCAAUGUGAUCGGACAAGCAGGUUAUGGCCAGCACCAGGCAUGGUCACCCGACGUGCAAAGCCUCACAUCUGGGGCAAAAAUCGGUAGAGGGGCGUACUUCGGCGCCAUGGCAAUCAUCGCAGACAAGUUUUUGGUGGCGGCCUUUGUACCCGUCAGGUUGCUAAUGUUGCCGUUCAUGCCGCAGUUUCUGCGCCUCUUGGGCCAGGAGAAAGCGAAGGUGCCCUAA